UCGAGUUUGUAAAAUCGAUUAAAAACCGUGUGUCCAAUCCAGCACAAAAAACAUUAACAUGAAGGCAGGAGCAGCUAUUGAGCUUGGUCGUGGUGAGUCCAACUCCAAAGGGAUGACUUCGACCGCUGCAAGGGCAGGGGUGAACCGAGGAGCGUCUAUCCUCGACUUCAUUCUACGUAUAGUUGCGUUUCUUGGGACGUUGGUGAGCGCAAUCGCCAUGGGAACCACCCGGGAGAGGCUUCCUUUCUUCACUCAGUUCCUUCAGUUUCGGGCUGAGUACGAUGAUCUUCCCACAUUCACGUUUUUUGUGGUUGCGAAUUCCAUCGUGUGCGCAUAUCUGGUGUUUUCUCUAGCCCUUUCCGUCUUCCACAUCAUAAGAAGCAAUGCUAAGAAGAGCAGGAUUAUCUUGAUCUUCUUCGACACGGCAAUGCUUGCUCUUCUGACGGCAGGUGCCUCUGCAGUAGCAGCUAUUGUUUACUUAGCACACAAGGGAAAGGCCAAGGCGAAUUGGUUCGCCAUCUGCCAACAAUUCAACUCCUUCUGCGAGCGCAUCUCUGGAUCUUUAAUCGGAUCCUUUGUUGGAGUUGUUGUCUUCAUCCUCUUAAUCUUGCUGUCAGCUGCGGCCCUUUCCAGGCGCUGAGAGUUUCACACAUAAGUACGCUUCGUGCAUCAGUUCGUUGUUUGAAUUUGCUCGACUCACGUGUCAUCUACGAUGUUUGUUCUUCGAUUUGAUAUGAAAUUUAUAUUGUGUUAAUGUAUUCCGUUUCCUUUUCCUUGCCAAAUUAUUGUAUCUCAAUUCGACUGCAAAUUUG
Pyrus x bretschneideri (Chinese white pear) is the source of this 812-nucleotide messenger RNA. Its product is annotated as casparian strip membrane protein 1. The coding region runs from base 59 to 640 and encodes 193 amino acids. Lineage: Eukaryota; Viridiplantae; Streptophyta; Magnoliopsida; Rosales; Rosaceae. The transcript has 3 exons. The record is from RefSeq and is a predicted model, not a curated record.